This is a messenger RNA of Syngnathus acus (greater pipefish), 2346 nucleotides long. It is a transcript of the gene asb10, whose product is annotated as ankyrin repeat and SOCS box containing 10. Gene Ontology annotation, molecular function: transmembrane transporter binding. Gene Ontology annotation, cellular component: axon initial segment; synapse; membrane. The transcript has 5 exons. The record is from RefSeq and is a predicted model, not a curated record. Gene Ontology annotation, biological process: intracellular signal transduction; neuronal action potential; negative regulation of delayed rectifier potassium channel activity. NCBI's taxonomy places the organism in Eukaryota, Metazoa, Chordata, Actinopteri, Syngnathiformes, Syngnathidae. Bases 426 to 1739 code for a protein of 437 amino acids.
UAGGAAUUGGCCACGUGGAGUCUCAUUUAUGAGGAUUGUUUUCCAGCGACCUGCAUUCAAGGCGUUGGACUCGGUCUAUACAAUAUACUGUGAUGGUAUGCAAAUCAUGAGCAGCAUGAGUAACACCACGGGAUGUGAAGGCAGAAACGCAUUCUUUUUAGAACGUGCCAGAAAAUUCCGGUGCCUGAAACAAACCAAUGUUGCAACUCAAUUACUUCCAAAUGACCCAAUCUUAAAGUUUCCACGUGAAGGAUUGCCAUUUUAGAGUCCUUGUAACCUUUGAUUGGUUGUUGCUUACAUGCUUAAAUCGGCGCUGGCAUGAUUUCCUGAGUCCUAUCACAUGACGUCCCGAAAUAGCCUCGUAUGCGCAAACAACACACAUAACCGCGUUUAGUACUAAUCCUGAACUAGUUAGGCAGAAGGCAAUGGCUUACGCGGCACCAAAGGUGAAGUGGCGCAAGCCAAAGACGUUCCGCAACGACGUGAUCGCCACGGCCAAGGCCACAGGUUGCGUCCAGCGCUUUUGGAACUCGCUGCUGGUGGGCGACGAGCUGACGCUGGCUAGCAUAGCGGACGAUGACGAGUACGCCGACUUGAUUGACGCCACUUAUGACACCAGCGAUGUAGAUGAGUGGACCAACUUCAGAUAUAACUACAGGAGCUUGAGGCUUUGGUCGCUGACAUACGAGCAGGAGCUGACGACGCCGCUUCACAUUACGGCCGGACGAGGCUUCACCGAGUGCCUGAGACUGCUUCUGCAACGGGGAGCCAGUGUGGACCUGGCGCCGGGCGGCAUCACCGCCUUGCACGAGUCCUGCGUCCGCUGUGAACCAGAGUGUACCAGAUUGCUGCUGGUCCACGGUGCCGACGCCAACGCUGUCUCGGAUGACGGCCAUAUGCCUCUGCACUUGUGCUCCAACCCCGAGUCCUUUGAAUGUGCCAAGCACCUCCUUCAAUACGGCGCUGCCAUUAACGCACGCACUGCGGACGAAGACGACACUCCCUUGCACGUGGCAGCCAGGAACGGGCUGACGGAUCACGUGGAGCUCUACCUGCGCUACGGCGCCGCCGCGGACAAAAAGAACCACGAAGGCCUCACGCCGCUGAACGCCGCCUGCUCCCAGCCGCAGGAGCUGCAGGACCUCCAGCGCUACUUGGGCUUGUGCCGGAUUCUGAUGAAGGCGGGGGCCGACAUCCGCUCGAUGGACCAGGACAGACGCACGCCCCUGCACAUGGCGUGCAAGAAUGCCAACGCGGACUUGGUGGAGCUGCUGUUGGCUAACGGGGCCAGCGUUAACGAAAUGGACUACGGCGGGGAAGCCCCCAUGCACAACAUCCUCAAGGUGGUUUGCUACAAACUUGCCCAUAGUCCCGAGAGGGUUGUCCGCGCUCUGCUCAACCACGGCUCCAUCCGAGUGUGGCCUGGAGCGCUUCCCAAGGUUCUGAAGCACUGCUCUCAAUCUCCGCGCACCAUCGAAGUGCUGCUCAACGCCUACAGUCAACUUAAAGUCACCGACACCUGGGUGGAGUCUGUACCCCCUGAGGUCUUUGAGGAGCACCGGGAGUUCUACGAGUCAGUCUUCUCCCUAGCACGGACUCCUCGUUCCCUGCAGCACUUAUCACGCUGCAAACUGAGGGUCUUCCUUGAGGGGAGACUUGACAAAGUGGUACCUAGACUAGACCUGCCCACCAUUAUUAAGAACUAUUUGCUUUUGGAUUACAGAGGUUAUAUCCACUAAUUGGGUACUUUUAAAAAAAAAGCUGAUGAAAGGGUUUGCUACUGCUGCUACGGAUCAAUAUUGCAGGAGUUUGAUUGGUCUUCAACCUUUAUGCACGAUAUAUCUUGCACCACGAGAGGGCGCUAGAGACUUGAUGUGAUGAACUAGUGCCGGUGCACUUCUGUUUCCGUCCAUCUUCGAUAGCGCCUUAUCUUCGUUUCUAUAUUAAUCGUGUUUUAUCUUCGUGCUUGACGAGUUUCUCUCAAGUUUUUGUUCAACGUGUAAAUGUUCUGAUUUUAAUGUCCUCUGUGUGUUUUCUGAGAAUUUAACUAAGGUUUUUUUUCUAGCAUAAACGGAAAAUAAAUGGAUGGAUGUAUAUUUGGCAAUCCAUUUGGUUGUCAUUUUUCUCUUCAUAUUUUGUCUUGAAUUUUUUUUUUGCUAUUUUUUUCUAUUUUCACGAAUGAAUGAAUACCAUGAAAGAGCUCAUUACAGCUCAUACUUUGAGUACUUUGAUUCAAUAAUAACUCGCACAAUGGUAAUGUUUUGAGAGUGAGUUAUUGGCUAUCAUUAUUUGUAAAUUAUAGACAUAAUUAAUUAAAUAAAACCAUGCAUUAAUUGGAUUCAUUGA